Messenger RNA from Calypte anna (Anna's hummingbird), 6730 nucleotides. RefSeq names its product G2/M-phase specific E3 ubiquitin protein ligase (gene G2E3). The coding region runs from base 232 to 2460 and encodes 742 amino acids. Gene Ontology annotation, molecular function: ubiquitin-protein transferase activity. The transcript has 16 exons. The record is from RefSeq and is a predicted model, not a curated record. Lineage: Eukaryota; Metazoa; Chordata; Aves; Apodiformes; Trochilidae. Gene Ontology annotation, cellular component: nucleus.
AGUGUCGGAGCGCCGAUGGAACGGAUGGUGGGCGGAGCACGGAGUGGUUCCCCCCUUCCGGAGCGGCGGCGGAUGUUGGGGUUUGAAUUGUCUGUCAGUUAGAGCUGCCGGCGGCAUGGCCGCCGCACCGCGUUGUUGAGGGGGACGUGAUAACGCGUUCGGUGGGCUGAGGCUGUGCCCUGCUGCCUCUCGCCUCGGGGUUGGCUGAGCCUGGGGGCUAGAAGCCUCAGGAUGAGUAAAAACUGUAAUUUUGGCAUUCAAAGUUCAUUCUGUGUUCUCUGCGGACGGACUGAUGACUGCCCUGAAAAGUAUGGAGAAAAAAGGACCUAUGAGAAACACAAUCUCACUGUUCAUUAUUACUGUUUGUUGAUGUCAAGUGGUAUAUGGCAGAGAGGGGAAGAAGAUGAAGGUGUAGAUGGAUUUUUAAUCCAAGAUAUUAAAAAAGAAGUAAAUAGAGCAGCAAAACUGAAAUGUAAUAUCUGUAGGAAAAAGGGUGCUUCAGUUGGAUGUGUAGCUCCCAAAUGCAAGCGAAGUUACCAUUUUCCUUGUGGGAUACAAAAGGAAUGUAUUUUCCAGUUCAUGGAAGACUUCAGAUCAUACUGUUGGGAACAUAGACCAGUCCAAAAGUUUCUGGAUAAAGAAUCUGGAGGAACUUCACAGUGUACAAUAUGCCUGGAUUUGGUUGAACAGCUCCCAGCAUACAAUGUAUUGAAAAGUCCUUGCUGUAAAAAUGCUUGGUUUCAUCGAGAAUGUUUGCAGUAUCAAGCUUUGAGUGCUGGGAUAUUUUUCUUUAGGUGCACAGUAUGUAGUAACAUGGACAAAUUUCAAAAAGAAAUGCUGAGAAUGGGCAUACACAUUCCAGAAAGGGAUGCAUCUUGGGAACUUGAAGAGAAUGCAUAUCAAGACCUACUGCAAUGUUAUCAACACUGUGACAUUAGAAGAUGUCUCUGCAAGAAAGGAAGAGACUAUAAUGAACCUGACAGUAAAUGGGAAAUAAAGCGUUGUCAGUGUUGUGGUUCCCGAGGAACUCAUUUGGCCUGUUCAUCUCUGAAGUCAUGGGAGCAAAACUGGGAGUGCGUGGAAUGCAGAAGUAUCUUCGCAAAAUCAGGGAACUAUAGCAAACAGAAAAAGCGUUCUUUGGCUACCUCUGAAAAGACAGAUGGGACUUGUUUGCUGGAAGAGCCAUCUCCAAAGUGUCCUCGGCAGUCACCUGGAUCUCAGCGCAGUUUUCUUCUCCAAUCACCAAAGAUAAUGUGCCACAACAGCUUGUCACCCUGCUUGCACCUAGAACUCUCAGCAUCCAACAGGCUGACAAUGUCUUUGUCUCCACUGAUGCCUGACAGGAAUUUGUCCCUGAGGAAAAAGCAUUUGAGAAAGCAAAAAAGGGAAGUUUCUAAUAUACUGAAGGACUUAAAGCUACAAGUUAAUACAAAAACUACAAGGCUUAACAUCAAUGAAAAAAAUAUCUGGGAUAGUGCUUUAAAAGGAUUUAGACAACGAAACUUCAGUCCUACAAACACCAUUGAGAUACAGUUCACAAAUUGCAAAAAUAAAUCGAAGACACAUACUUCUGUAGCAAAACUGCGUUUCUUCAAGUUAUUAAUGCUUCAUCUUCAGAAUUCAUCUCUGUUUGAGGGCUCUUCUGCAAAGAAUUUGUCCCUUGAUUUUCAAGCUGUAAAAGAGAAUCUUUAUUUUGAAGCUGGCAAAAUGAUUGCUGUUUCUCUGGUUCACGGUGGCCCAGCCCCAGGUUUCUUUUCCAAAACACUGUUCAACUGUCUUGUCUAUGGUCCAGAAAAUGUGAAGCCAGAUUUGGAAGAUGUUGCUGAUGUUGAUGUAGCACAAACAAUAAAAAUGAUAAAAUAUACUAAUAAUCUGUCCAGCCUACAGUCUACGAUAUAUAACUGUUAUGAAUUUCUUGCUGCUGCUGGAUGCUUAAGACCUAUAACAGAUUUGUCUGAUAAGAACAUGCUGGUGAAUGACUUACUGAUCCAUCAUGUAAUCAAGAGAAUUAAAUCACCCUUGGAAAGUUUUAGUCAAGGUUUGAAAACUCUUGGUGUGCUAGAGAAAAUGCAAGCGCAUCCAGAUGCAUUCUCUAGUAUAUUUUGCCGCAAACUUGAAAGACUUUCAGCAGAAGCUGUUUGUGAUCUCUUUAUUAUCCGUUCCUCAUCAGAUGUAAAUAAAGUCAAAGGUGCUGAUUUUUGGAUUGGUUAUUUGAAAGACGUGGAAAGUGGCGAGUCUGCAGUGACAUUGGAAGAUAUUCUGCUCUUUGCAACAGGCUCUUCUUCUAUACCACCUAUGGGUUUUGAUCCUGAACCUACCCUUAAAUUCUUGCAUAUGAGGUAUCCCAUUGGAAACAGACUCCUCAAUUGCUUAGAGCUCCCUAUAACAAAGACAUACGAGGAGUUUAAAAAAAAAAUGGAGUUCACCAUCAAAAAUACACUAAAAGUCGAAAGAGAAUGAAUAUUUUGCUACUAAACCAGGUAUUAGAAAUUUCCAUUUUCAGCGGGAUCAUCUCCUUGCAAGUUGCUACUGUAUUUUUGGACAGCAUGCUCUUGGCCUUUUUUCAUUUUUUCCACAAUUAUAUGCUAAAAGUAGUAAUCUUGAAAAACAAUUUUCAAAUGAAAAUACACUAUCUGUUGAAUCAUCAUCCUGUUUGAGGUUGGCUUUAAAAUUGAUCUCUCAUUGAUCUCUUGCUUAAGUAUUUUUGAUGUCUACUUUUAGACAUGAAAUGUAUGAAAAAUUAUGAACCUCUAACAUGAAAAUAUAGCAACCUCUAAUAUUUCCACUGGUUCAGACAGGUAAGUAUGUUGAUUGUAUUGCAUACUCCAGUAACUUAUUUGUCAAAGUCAAACCAGGUACAUUUUGAAGAUAACUACUGUAGAGCUUUGUCUCAAGAAAAACUGUGAUGCAGUUCUUCAGUUGUUCCAUGUAUGUUUUUUCAGUAAUUGUUUUUAAAUUCAUGCUACAUCUAUGUUUUGAUGCUUCAUACAAAGCUAUGAAAGUUAAAAAGACAUGGAGUUUUUAAAGUCAUUGUGGUUAUAAUCAAGGUCUGCAAGAAACCUAGGCAAAAUAAUAAGGUGCAAAAGAACAAAAUCUGGUUGAACUUGAGUUUCUGUUUGAUGUUUGCACAUGUUUCUGUGUUCUAUUAUUAUAAUAUUGUUACUUUUUAGGAUGCAUAUAGCCAAAAUAGUAAGAACUAGAAACAAAUCUUGAAUAUGCAAUUAAGUGGUCUUUCAAAGUGAAAGAUAAGAGUGUAAGAUAAGAGUAUGAAAGUGUAAUAACUUUUUGCUCAUCAUAACAUAUUACUUCAUCUUCUAUUUGUAGGAAUAUGCUCUAAAGCAAUUUGUUAAACUAAAAGCAGUUUACCAUCAAGUUUGUCAGUGCCUGACACUUUUCUAGCAGUUAGUUUAAACUUAAUGUUCAAUUGUAGGUGAAUUCUGGGGAACUUCAGCUGUAUAAAAUAUGUUUCUAUUCUGCAGUAUUUAAAAACCGUUAAGACAUAAAAGUGAGUAGUUAAAUUCUUACAUGGUAACACAUUAAUGUUCCUAAUACUAAAACUAUGAGACAAAGCACGGGUUUUUUAAAAGCAUGCAUCUCUCUUGAAAUUACUGUUUCCCUCUGUCAGUCUGUUCACCUAUAUUAUGUGCUGUGCAUGUAUGUAGUGUUAUAUAUUUAUAUUUAUAUACACACACGCACGCAUAUAUCCACAUUCUUCAGAACACUGAAAAGUAAUCAUACUUUUUUGUUGAUAUAGCUUGUUUUUAAUUGAAAAUACUAGCAGGAUUGCUUUUCUUUGGGCUGUCUUAGCAAGAAAGUACAUCUGCAGUAAAUUAUAAAUGGACAGGUGCUUAUAAAAAAAUAAUAAUGCAAACUCACAUGGAUUCAGGUUGUGGUUUAUAGUCCACUGCAAGUAUUUCUCUAAUUAGCAAAUUGUAUUACUAAAUGCUAAUUACUUAGCAGUGUAUUGCAACUCAAGAAAAAUGGAAGUGGCAGUCAAGACUUGCUAUGUUUGGGACCAUGCUGCAAAAGGUUAAAGACAAAUAGGUAUGAGUAUUUAAUUUAGACAGUUCAUUUAACAACAUGGAAGUAUUUUAAGAUCUUUCUUAAACUGACAUACUUUCUCUUUCUUGAUCUUGGGAGAGGUGCUAAUCUUUUUUUUCUACAGACCUGUUUCUAUCUCAAAAGCAUGCAUGCCACUUCUAAUUUUUAAAAUUUUUUAGUUCAAACUCUUUAAAAUUGAAUGGCAUAGGUCAGGCAUUUCUCACUACUUUCAGCGAGGUGAGACAAGCUAAUCUCAUCAAAAUCCUCCCAUUAGAAAUUUUAGAACAUUUGAAAUUAAGAUGGGGCUAGUGGUGUAUUUCUUGUUCUAAGCCAAAAUCAUAUUGAAGUCCCCUUUAAAAUAAAUGAACAAGCUCUUGGGGAAUGUCAUUUGAUUUAAUAUUUAAGCAAGUAUUUUCUCAUUACCUUCUGAAUUUUCUUCUGCAAUAAUAUUCCAUAUUUGUACUCCUCACAUAAUUUUUGAAUGCCAUACUACCAAUAACUUAAUAUUCUUACCCUUCAGAAUGGGCUGUUAGUACCUUAAAAAAAAAGGUAGUUUGUUACAGAUUAAUUUGCAUAAUAAGAAUUUGUGGUUUAUAUUCAUAUAUUUUAAAUAUAUCAAUUAAUGUCCUCCAAAUAGUAUUAUAUUUUUAAAAUAAGUGGUGUACCCACUGUAGCAUUCCUUUUUUUUGUCUAAUUAAUGGUGUCUUCUUUAAUACUAUGUUUUUCUGUAUGGGAAGUACAAAACUCACAGAAGUAGCAAGCAGAUAAUUUUAAAGGACAAUUCUUGGACUUCUGGUACCAGCAAUGGCAAGGGAGAUGGCUUAGAACUUGGAACUAAAUAAAACUGCAUUUUAAAACCUUCAGCGGAAAAAGGAAUAAGGUAGUGUGAAUAUAAGGCUACAGAAAGUUUUCAAGAUAAAAACAGAUUCACCUUUUGCCUAUCAGUUUUGAAUUCAACAGUUGAUAAUUUGUAAAGGCAGAACUAACAUUUAUCAGCUGUAAGAUAAAUCUUAACUUAAAAACUAUAUGCUAUAUAAUGCUAUAUCAAAACUACAAAUUUAUAAAAUCCUCUAUUUUCUAAUACUGAAAAUAUUUUUACUACACAGAACUUGUUCCCAUUUUCUAAUGCUGAUGUACACAUUCAGGACAAGUUGUCUUUCUUGUCAGUUUGAUCAGCUCUAACUAGACAUCAUAGUGUAAGCUUUGACAUAACCAAAGUUGUAUUCCUGAAUGCUGGUAAAGAGAAGAACUUAUAUACAUUUAUAUACACCAAUCUUGAAUUUGCUCUAACUGUUCAUUAACAUUCUGUAGAAUAAGUUGACUUUCAACCCAUCAAAGUAGAGAGAGGUCUCUAGUCUGGAAACCAAGAGCAAUUUUCUGUUGCUGUAAUGACAAAGUUUUUACUUUGCUAUAGCAGGCAGGUCACUGAAGUGCAAUAUUAUCAGGUAGAUUCAUUUUGUGUACACUUUAACCCAAGGCAUACCUGGAAGUUAGAGAAGUUGCUUACUUUCAGUAUUUCUGUAAAUAAAACGAGGAAAAUAACUGCAUAUACAUUAGCUGUUGUGUAUUAAGUAUUUUUUUAUUAAAGUUGCUUUUUUUUUUUUCUCUCCCCGAUAAGGUUUGUCAGGGCCACAAGGGAACUAUUACAGUCCUCUUAGACUGAUUGAGCAAGGAUCUUCACCCUGAAGUUCCUGCAUCAAACCUUAGGCUUUCUUCUAGAAUUAGCACAUCAGUUAAGCUAUGAAUUUUUUAGCAUGAUCAUUUUCUAGUAAACAAAACUAGAUUGGUAUUAAUGGUUUUAGUAUGGUCUCCUUGACAAAACACAUGUAAAAAACCAACCAACCAACCAAAAAACACAAACAAACCACAAGUAUUUUAGACCUAUGUUUAAAACCAAGGUAUAAGAAAUUUCUAUGAGUUCCUUUCCCCUGUGCAAAGGAUGCUUAUUGGAAAAAGCUGUUAGCAUUUUCAAGUGGCUUGAGUCAAAAGGAGAAGAGCUUGAUGUCUGUUUAUACUUGAGGUCUAACUUGUGUGCUGCAGCUUUUACUUUUCUCAGUAUGUAUGUUCAGUCUUGGGACUGGAAUACUUGAGGAUUUUAGAGGUAGGUAUAUUUUAAAUUUAAAGCAUAGUAUUAGUCACAAAUUAACACAAUUCACACUCGUGUGAAUGCAUUUUGAAAACAGUAUCAAGACAUUCUCAUUCAAAUAGAAGGAAAUGCAGCUUUGGAGGCUACAAAAAUAUGUUUUUAAAGUUUAUCUUGAUUCUGUAUUAUAUGGUAAAGCAUUUAACAUUAUAGGGUAAAGCCAUCUAAAGCUCAGGCAUUACUGUUCUUUAUUUGAGGAAGGGGAUUGGCUAGCUGAAUAAAAAAAAUGAAAUUCCAAGACUUCUGAAAUGUCAAGUAUACAGGAAAUCACCAUCAAAAUAUUAAUGUUUGAAAAUAACCCACUGAUUUUGUAUUGCAUAACCAGUGUUCUUUUUAAAGUUAUGGUAAUGAGAAUAUUACACAAGAAAGUAUAAUUUUGUAAAUAGUUUUAUCUCUAACUUGAACUGCAGAAUCAGUGCCUGAAAUGUUGCAUCUUCAAUCAACAUUAUUUCAACACUGAUGCUACACCUGUUGAGUAUAAUCAGUAAUUGUGGGAAGUAACUGUUAUGUGUAUUUUCAGAGUGCAAUAAAGGAUUAAAUUUGUUG